Meyerozyma guilliermondii ATCC 6260 is the source of this 1719-nucleotide messenger RNA. It is a transcript of the gene MNN23, whose product is annotated as Mnn23p. Gene Ontology annotation, biological process: mannan biosynthetic process. The record is from RefSeq and is a predicted model, not a curated record. The coding region runs from base 1 to 1719 and encodes 572 amino acids. Lineage: Eukaryota; Fungi; Ascomycota; Pichiomycetes; Serinales; Debaryomycetaceae. The transcript has a single exon. Gene Ontology annotation, cellular component: Golgi apparatus. Gene Ontology annotation, molecular function: alpha-1,2-mannosyltransferase activity.
AUGGUUCUCCGAUCAGGGAGAUUUAAGCUUCGGGUCUUAGCCACGGCGGGCAUAAUAGCUCUAGUGAUAUUAACAUUUCACAACAUUGAAACCUUAUCGCUGUAUUCUCUGUCACAGUAUGAUUCUCUUAGGGCUGGGUGGAAAGACUACAUGAGAAUUGCCGAUUCAAUCGAGUCGCCUUUAUCCACUGAAGACUUACGACUGAGGCACCUUUACUGGUCAAAUGUGUUCCAGAUAUUCUCUCAAAACCAACCCAACAUUACUGGAUACGACAAUGGGGAGAUAGUCCGGUAUAUCGAUAAAUCACAACAAAAAGGUGGCCCUAACAGCAAAGACACGUUAUUAUCUAAAGCCUUUGUGUCAGAUGAAGUUAUCGAAGAAUUCAGAGGUAAGCAUAUGAGCUUGAUCAAGGCUCUACCCCAUAAGUCUUUUUCCAAGACGUAUAAGAAAAACUCCAGAGGAAUAGUAAUGGUAGGCGGUGGAAGGUUUUCAUGGCUAUCAUAUCUCUCCAUUCGUACCCUCAGAAACACGGGACUGAGCCUACCAGUUGAGGUCAUGAUACCAAAGUUCGAAGAUUUUGAGAAGGAGAUUGAAUUUUGCUCCAUAAUUUUACCUAAAGUGAACGCUCGAUGCUUGAUCAUGCCUCAGAUUCUUGGCCUAUCAGUCAUGAGGGACUGGUCUUCGAAGUUAUCUUCAUAUCAACUAAAAGCCUUAGCUUUAAUGACUUCUCUGUUCCAGCACGUUUUGCUAUUGGAUUCAGAUAAUGUCGUGAUCCUGGAUCCAGAUACGGUAUUUGAAAGUGACUUAUACAAGAAAAACGGAAUGAUUACUUGGCCCGACUAUUGGGAAAGAACGAUAUCCCCAGUAUACUACAAAAUAUCAGGUAUUAAGGUAGAUGAGAGGCGCCGCGUGCGAUAUAAUCGAUUACCGCUUCGGGUUGAUCCAGGUGCCAACAUUGGUGCAGAUGAGGUUGAAUCCGUGCCGUACCAUGAUCUUGAUGGAGCUGUUCCUAAUUUAUCCACCGAGUCGGGACAAAUGUUCGUAGAUAAGGGCCUGCACGGCAAGACACUUCUCCUUUCCCUUUACUAUAAUGUUUUUGGUCCCAACCUUUACUAUAAGUUGUUUUCGUUGGGUGAACAAGGUGAAGGCGACAAAGAUACUUUUGUAUCGGCUGCCACUGCGGUAGGAGAAUCAUACUAUCAAGUGAAAUCAUUCAUAAAGACGCUUGGUUAUUUUGACUCGAACAACAAGUUCCAGGGGGUUGCCAUGGGCCAGAAGAAUCCAAUAUUAGAUGCUGCAUUAUUUGAUAAGUAUUUCUCUAUGAAGACUCCUUUGCCGAAAGAAUUACCCAAACAAAUUGAGCAUAUUGAGAAGCUAAUCAAGUCCGAUUUUGAUGCUCACAAUGAGAUUCCGGUGAUGUUCUUGCAUUGUAAUUACCCAAAGUGGGAUCCCACAGAUUUGCAAGAACGCGAAGAGAUUUAUGACAGCAAAGAAAACAAACUUAAAUAUCGACUUUACAAUGACUACAAGUACGAGAAAGUCGUGUAUUUGAAUGGCAUGAAGAGUAUCACCGAAAAGGAUUUUGAAUUUGAUCAGUGGCUGCUCGUUCAGCAGAUUUUGUGCACUGAAAAGCUCUCUUUCACGCAUUUUCAAGAUAAGGAUAUUGGAUUGAUUUGCAGAUUCAUCGGCAAUCAAGUCAACUGGCUACGUAAAACAUAG